UUUAUUGUUUGUGUAUAUGUAUUAUCACUCUGUAUUUAUAUCUACCUCUAACAGUUUACAAGGUGUCUGCGAGGCAGGUGCUCCAGGACGUUGUGGAAGUCACCUGGACGUACAGCAUCUCAGGCACCUACCACCUGGUCUUCACCUCAUCCUCAUCACCUGAGCUGCAAGUCACCGUGGCUUGCACCAACCCUCAGAACAACGAGAGCUGCCAGGGGCACUUGAUCAGAGUGGGCAUGGAAGAGAAAGUCUCCAUCAGCGUCAGUAAACAAAUGACAGAGAACAACAUUGUGGUGACCAACAACAUCUCUGGUGUUCUUGCACCGGAGGGUCAGGUGAAUAAAGUGACUCGUAUGGUCGACUCUUCGGGUACCCGCGUCAGCAUAGCGACAACCGAGGCACCCAUUAUCCAGGUGACACUGGUCAAGUUCUGGGAGGAUACCGCAAACUCUAGUAGCCUCACUGCGGGAUACUUCGUAGGGGAAGUCAAGGAGACGGCCGAAGGAUACUUGUUUAAGUUCACGGAUGACAUCCUUAAGCAGGAAAAGAGUGUUGACUUGCUGUGUCUGGGAUACAAGGAUGAUGGUUCCAUAGGCGUGGCUGCUGCCGUCUACCUCACACUCACAGAACUGAAGGAGAAGUUGACAUGGGUGGGAGCUGAGAGCAGCAACUCUUCGGCAUCUGUCCGUUCUGACACUCUCCUGCAGGAGGGCUCCAUCAACGGCACCAGGGUGUGCCUGCAGGAUGAGCCGCCCUGCUACUACCUGCAGGUAGGGGGAGAGGAGGCGUGGAAGGUGCUCAGGUGUGAGCAAGUGAAUAAUACUGCGCCAGGAGGUCCUGCUACAGUGUCUCAGUGUGACGACAACUUGGCUGCCUUCAAGGAGACAUCUCAAGCACUAACAGUGUCCAUGGUGGGUGGGUCGGUGGAAGUGACACUGUCUACCAGCACCACUGCCACCAUAGAGGUGGUCGUCUACGACCCUGCCAACCCUGACAAGAUCUACUCUAACACAGACCUGCCCUGCACCACCAACGAUCAAGACAAGAGAAGAUGUUUACAGUCUAUGAAAGCAACUCAGGCUGGUCAGCGGCUGAGUGUGUUGGUCGUGUUAGUGGACCAGAGUACUGGUAGCACUGUCCUCGAGUCCACGCUACUCUCACUUCAAGUGCCAGACGAAAGCAGCAAGACACCAGCCUGGGUUAUCGUUGUCUCGGUACUUGGUUCGGUCUUCGGUGCGGCCCUUAUUGUAUUCAUCGCUGCCGUCGUUUAUAAGAAGCAGCAGGUGCGGAAGGCAGGUGGUGGAGGUGGGACGCAGAUGACAGGUGGUGGAGGUGGGACGCAGAUGACAGGUGGUGGAGGUGGGUCGUUGCAGGGGUCUGCCCACUCAACCCCCAUACAGAGAACAGCCCAUGAUCCGUACAGUGCAGCCCACUACAGCCCCCAGCGCAUUCCACCGCCCCGUGACCUGUACAUAGAUACUAGCUUCAGCCCCAGGAGAGACGUUCACGAUCUUUACAAUGACGGGAGGUACAGUCCUGGGCACUCCAGUCACUCCAGCUACCAACAUGCCCAGUCUUCUGUGGAACCGGUGGUCAGUUACAUCCCCAAGGCGAGCUUGAAACCACGAGGGACGUCGUCACGGUUCGACUCCCCACAGUCCUCGAGGCAUAGCGACAGAAGCAGAUACUGAGGAUUCUGAAGACUUGUGAUUCCUUAUCAUACACCUUACGGGGCUUUUAGACAACACCUGGAGCUUCCAAACACCCUCUGACGCCUCCAAACACCAACUGAAACUUCCAAACACCACCUGUAAUGUCUCUAAACACCAUCUGGAGUUUCCAAACACCACUUGGAGUUUCCAGUCACUGAAGACUUCAGAAACAAUAAAAAUAUUAUAAACAUAGUCUGAAGGUUCCAAUCACCGUGUGAAGGUUCUGGUAUCAACAAGAGGGUUUAGAAACUGUCUCAACCAGUGGCUCACAACCUUUUUUUUUUUUUUUUUUUUGCGUCAUGUCACACCUCGAUACCACAAAAAAAAAUGUGUCCACUGAUAUAAAAGCAAAUUUGGGGUGUUAAAAAGGCAUAAUAGUAUAAACCUUGGUAAUUAAUACCGACAAAUUGGUUUAAUUUGUGUCACUUCUCACUCUCCGCCUAUAUAUAAUGUCACAUUAAUCUGGGUGUGUUAGAAGUGAUCAAGUUCCCAGGACAGAGACGUUUUCUAAUAAAUAUAUUCUAUUGUUUGCUUA
Messenger RNA from Cherax quadricarinatus, 2247 nucleotides. RefSeq lists its product as uncharacterized. The record is from RefSeq and is a predicted model, not a curated record. Lineage: Eukaryota; Metazoa; Arthropoda; Malacostraca; Decapoda; Parastacidae.